This is a messenger RNA of Erinaceus europaeus (western European hedgehog), 5523 nucleotides long. It is a transcript of the gene SLC26A7, whose product is annotated as solute carrier family 26 member 7. Gene Ontology annotation, cellular component: membrane. Gene Ontology annotation, molecular function: bicarbonate transmembrane transporter activity; oxalate transmembrane transporter activity; sulfate transmembrane transporter activity. NCBI's taxonomy places the organism in Eukaryota, Metazoa, Chordata, Mammalia, Eulipotyphla, Erinaceidae. The transcript is spliced from 18 exons. Bases 381 to 2351 code for a protein of 656 amino acids. Gene Ontology annotation, biological process: transmembrane transport. The record is from RefSeq and is a predicted model, not a curated record.
UAGACCAACUUAACACUGAGCCCAUUCCUUCUCCAAGAUCAGAAAAACCAUUAUAUUCACAGGAAACAUUUCUCCAUCUUACUCAGAUAAAAAUUCAAGGUUUUAAUCUCCUUUAACUAGAUUAAUUAGCUGUACACUAAUGAGACAAUAAAACAAGCUGCAUAUAUUUUAGUGCUUCUGUUAAUGUCUCCUUUCUCCCUCUGUCUUACUCCUUUUUUUCCUUUUCUUUCUUUCUUUCUUUUUUUUUUCUGGAUAGCUUUGACAUUGUAAACCACAGACAAAUUGGAGCCUGGCACUGAAGGAGGUGUUCUGCAAGGACUACUUUUUUUUUUUUUUUUUCUGUCUAAAGAAGUUUACUUUUGCAAGAGGGAAUCUGAAAAAUGACAGGGGCAAAAAGGAAAAAGAAAAGUGUGUUCUGGAGCAAGAUGCACACUCCCCGUUGUGAAGACAUUAAGCAGUGGUGUAGAAGGAGACUACCUAUUUUGGAAUGGGCACCAAAUUACAGUCUGAAGGAAAACUUGCUUCCAGACACCGUGUCUGGGAUAAUGUUAGCAGUUCAACAGGUAACACAAGGGUUGGCCUUUGCCAUUCUCUCAUCCGUGCACCCAGUAUUUGGUUUAUAUGGGUCUCUGUUUCCUGCCAUCAUUUAUGCCAUAUUUGGAAUGGGACGGCAUGUUGCCACAGGCACCUUUGCCUUGACAUCCUUAAUAUCAGCCAAUGCAGUGGAACGACUUGUCCCUCUGAGCAGCCAGAACCUCACCACACAAACUAAUACAAGUGUGCUGGGCUUAUCUGACUUUGAGAUGCAAAAGAUUGGUGUUGCUGCAGCUGUUUCUUUCUUGGGAGGCGUUAUUCAGGUCGCCAUGUUUAUGCUUCAGCUGGGCAGUGCCACAUUCCUGCUUACAGAGCCUGUGAUCAGUGCGAUGACAACUGGGGCUGCCACCCAUGUCGUGACUUCACAAGUCAAGUUUCUCUUGGGAAUAAAAAUGCCGUACAUAUCUGGACCACUAGGAUUCUUUUAUAUCUAUGCCUAUGUUUUUGAAAACAUCAAGUCUGUUCGACUGGAAGCACUACUCUUAUCCUUGCUAAGCAUCGUGGUGCUUGUUCUGGUUAAAGAGCUGAACGAACAGUUUAAGAGGAAAAUUAAAGUUGUCCUUCCUGUCGAUUUAGUUUUGAUUAUUGCGGCAUCAUUUGCUUGUUAUUGUACCAAUAUGGAAAACACAUAUGGAUUAGAAGUAGUUGGUCACAUUCCAAAAGGAAUCCCUCCACCAAGAGCCCCUCCAAUGAAUAUCCUCUCUGCUGUGAUUACUGAAGCUUUUGGAGUGGCACUUGUAGGCUAUGUAGCCUCACUGGCUCUUGCUCAAGGAUCUGCCAAAAAAUUCAAAUAUUCAGUUGAUGACAACCAGGAAUUUCUGGCCCAUGGUCUCAGCAAUGUGAUCUCUUCAUUUCUCUUCUGCAUACCAAGUGCAGCUGCCAUGGGAAGGACUGCUGGCUUGUACAGCACAGGAGCAAAGACACAGGUGGCUUGCUUAAUAUCUUGCAUUUUUGUACUGAUUGUCAUCUAUGCAAUAGGACCUUUGCUUUACUGGCUGCCCAUGUGUGUUCUUGCAAGUAUCAUUGUUGUGGGACUGAAGGGAAUGCUAAUACAGUUUCGGGACUUAAAAAAAUAUUGGAAUGUGGAUAAAAUUGAUUGGGGCAUCUGGGUUAGUACAUACAUCUUUACAAUAUGUUUCGCUGCCAAUGUAGGGUUGCUGUUUGGUGUUAUUGGCACCAUAGCUAUUGUGAUUGGUCGUUUCCCCAGAGCAAAGACCCUGAGCAUGAAAGAUAUGAAAGAAAUGGAUGUAAGAGUAAAGACAGAAGAAGAUGGUGAAACUCUACAGCAGGUGAAAAUUAUCUCAAUAAACAACCCACUUGUUUUCCUAAAUGCAAAGAAGUUUCAUAUUGACUUGAUGAAAAUAAUACAAAAGGAAAAUACCUGUAAUCAGCCACUUGAUGAUAUCAUCAAGUGUGAACAAAACACAUUGCUCAAUUCUCUAUCCAAUGGAAACUGUAAUGAAGAAGCUUCACAGCCCUGUCUAAAUGAGAAGUGCUCUUUAAUCUUGGACUGCAGUGGAUUGACUUUUUUUGACUAUUCUGGAGUCUCCAUGCUUGUUGAGGUUUACAUGGACUGUAAGAUCAGGGGUAUAGAUAUAUCAUUAGUCCAUUGCACAGCUUCCUUAAUGAAAGCAAUGAACUACUGCGGAAAUCUAGACUCAGAGAAACCAAUUUUCUUUGAAUCGGUGUCUGAUGCAAUAAGUAACAUCCAUGCAAAUAAGAGUUUGAACAAACUCAGUGACCACAGUGAAGUCUGAGAUGAUUUUGCUACAGUUCAACCCUUGCCAUUAGCAACCGCCACAAAGAGGCCAUACAUACUCGAGCAUUUUGCACGAAGGUUUUUGUUUUUGUUGUUGUUGUUUAGAAAUUACAGAGGACUUCUGCAACAACAACUGUGAUGUGACUUAGUAACUGCAUAGCCACUGGUCAUGAAUUGUCAACAAUUUUUUUCUGAUCUUUGUUAGUAAGGAAAAUCACUUACUAGUUUGUCAGAUAGUUGUUUAUAAGAAAUGGUAUGCAUGUACUUUUAGAGUACUGAAAGGUAGCAUGACUUUAUUACUUAUCAUAGUGUUUUGUAUUGUUUUAUUUGGUUGUAAGUUAAUUUGUACAACUGAGAAUUAGCUUGUCAUAAGAGAUUUAGAACAUUUAUUUGUUUUAAAACAUUGUUAAAAUCCAGGAUCACUUGUAGCCCAAACAUAACCUUGCAGCAAAUAUGCCAUUUUUCAUUAUUAAAAAAUCACAUUAAACAUCAACAAGAUGAAAUGCUGCUUUAUGAAAUAUGAUGUAAAAUUUAUAGAAAAUAAGUCAGACUAGGUGACAAAUUAGAAACAAGUGUUCUCUAGACAUUUCUAUAUAUGAAAGCCUUUGGAAGAACUCAAGAUAGUCAUAGCUGAAUGAAAUCAAAUUUUUAACAUCAGUCUGCACUGCUAAGAAUAUUGGAAAUGCCUGAAAUAUUCAGUUUUGGUAACACUAAUGUAUAGUCAUUCCCCUAAAAAUAUUUGUAAAUGAGAAAAUAAGAACAACAGAAUAGCUUUGUGCUAUUCCAAUGUAAGGCUAACUGUAGUAGUAAAGUACUGUCUUGUUUCAGAAAGGCAAUCAAUAUAAUUCAGUGACUUUAUCUUUAUGUAUUCUUAUAGAUAGAUCUCUUUCCCAUAGCAUGUUUUUCUUUUGGUAGAGAAGAGCUCGGUUAGGUGAUCAUCUGUAAACCAGCAAACCAACAGGAUAAUUGACAAAUAUCUUUGGACAGGCUGACCUUUAUAUUUUUGUUUUUAUGCUUGUAUGUAUACUUUUUAUCAUUUUUAACUCCACAGAAUUUCAUACUUUUAUCUAGCAAUUUGAUUUACCAAUGAAGAAAACCUCAUCCACACAAAUAUAUAUAUAUAAUUUUAUAUGUGAGUGUAUAUAUGCAUAUAUAUACAUAUCUAAUUAAGUCUUAAGUUGUCUUAACAGUUUUUGAAAUUGUUAAUGUAACAAAAAUUCAGAUAUGUUAAGGUGAAUUUGAUCAGUAGGUGGAAAACAUAAUUAAAAAAUUGACCAACAAAAUAUUUUAUUGGUUUUCUGAAAGAAUAAUUUUAGUGUUUGCCAAGUGAUGUAAUGGUCCAUACCAAGUGUGUGACAAACACAUAUGUGGUCCUCGAUUUUAACAUUUAACACAAGUCCUAGAUAAGACAGUGUGAUAAAAGGGAAAUAAAUGUUUUGAAUUCUCAUAAAUUAUCCAGCCAUUUCAGUUUUGAUUAACUUGGACUAAUUUGUCCCAAAGUAAGCCUCAAUCACUUCAUCACUGUUAUGGAGGUUGAAAUGAAUGAGAAUAGUUCUCAUUUCUGUCCAAUACUUUUACAACAAAAAGAUGGACCUAAUUAUUGGAGAUAAAAUGUCCUUACAGAGCAGAAAUUGUCUGAUGCAACAAUUCAAUGAUUCCAAUGGUGGAUAAUAGUAACACUUGCCAUCCUUAAUCCACAGAUACAAGACAGUUUAACAUAAAUCUUAGAAAAGAAGACAUAUUUUUGCUCUGUAUGACUUUAGCUAUGAAACUUUCACCUAUAAAUACAUUUUGCACUUCAGUUAUUUUCUAAUUGGUUAGAGAUUGUGGACCACGGAUAGCAUUAGAAUUACUGUAAUUAAUCAAUAAAUGAUUUUGUCUGUCAUAUUGUAAAAAUUGACAGUUUUGGGGCCAGGCAGUGGCGCACCUGGUUAAGCACACACAUUACAGUGCGCAAGGAUCUGGGUUCAAGCCCCUGGUCCCCACCUGCAGGGGGAAAGCUUCACGAGUGGUGAAGCAGGCCUGCAGGUGUCUCUUUGUCUCUCUUCCGUGCUAUUUCCACCUCCCCUCAUAAUUUCUCUCUGUCUCUAUUCAAAAUAAAUAAAAACUAAAACUUUUUUUUUUAAAUUGACAGUUUUGUCUGAACAACUGCAUUUGAAUACAUUUCAGUACUUACACUAGAAUUAAAUGGAUAACACUUUAGAGCCAGUAACUUUGGUGUUGUUAAAUAUUAAUGCUAUUUUUUAAGUAAAGGAGGACCAAGACAUGAACCACAUCAUUUUCCUUAUUCUAAGGCUCUGAUUAUCAAAAUCUUACUGAUUCUAGACCUGGAGAAACUCCCUGGAAUUAAGAACCCAAUAAUUAAAUGUGAGACUUAUACAGAAGUGUAGGACAUAAAUGCUUAUUUCAAAGCAAACAUUAACAACACAAGAGCCAUAAUUCGGACACUGAAGUGUUUUUGUCACACUGUUUUAUGAAAUCUCAUUUUUAUAUAUGACAUACUGUUUUCACAUUAUAUCAAAAUAUAAUUGGAAAAAUUAAAAUUGACCUAUGAAAGUAAUACAGACUUAAUAUAGCAACAUAUAAAUUAAGCAUAUGACAUGUAGCCAGGAAAUUACUGUUACAUUUAUGCAAGUUAAAUGCCUAUAAAAUUUACCAUUUGUCUUUCAUUUUAAAGGUUAUUUGUCCCCUAUUAUAUGAUUCAAGUGUUAUAAGGUCUAGCUUGAAUUAGUUUGCAGUAAUUUAUUUGACAUAACUCCGUACAAUAAGUGUUGUGAUAAGGAAAAAAUAUAUUUCUUUUUAAUGAAAACUUUAAUGUUUUAAUACCCUAUAUGAAUAAUGUUUGACAUUUAGUGGUUAUCAAAAUAUUUUAGCAUGUUUUUGAACAUACUUAAGCCUUAGGAAUGCAAAUUCUGCAUUUAGUGGGUUGAUAAUUUAACUCAAUGUAGAAUGUCCUUUUUAGCAGUGAGUUUGUAGCCAGAUUUUAAAUAGGGAGGUAAGUGGUGAUUUCACAAUCAAGAGUUUUAGUUAAAAAUCAUGUAGUCUAAUAUGCUGCACUUAUUUUUUUAUAUUUUUCAAUGGACUUAAUUGCUUGUUUUAUAAUUCUUUUUACUAACUCAGCAUGCAACAACCAGUUUUCAUGGAAAUAAAUUGAAAUAUGAUAACUAUUA